This is a messenger RNA of Lactuca saligna, 933 nucleotides long. Lineage: Eukaryota; Viridiplantae; Streptophyta; Magnoliopsida; Asterales; Asteraceae. The record is from the annotation of a GenBank genome assembly.
AUGGUGUCUCAGUUUCUCAUUCCAAACAAAUCGAUAUCUAUAUUUCCCAUUCUUUCUUGUUUCUAUCUCCCUUUGGCACUUACCGAUUCUUCUCCCUUCCUCGAGAUAAAUGUCGGUCACCUAAACUCAAAUCCUCUAAGGAUACCUACUCUGAUUCAUUCCCAAAAAUCAAAAAAUCUCGUUGUCUAUCCCACAGUUUAUCGAUUCAAAAUUUUGGGAGACAGAAUCGUGCCUUAUUUGUGGUUCGUAGCCUACACUACUGCUUCACUGCCCUGCUCCACUCUUAUCUGCCCUAACUUGUCCGUCCUCCACCACCUCCUUCAUAUGGUUAUGUUUAUGAAUGUUCUCAAGAAGGAGGGUCUUAAAGGCCACAAAGAAUGGCUUACUGAAGUUAAUUUCCUUGUUCAGCUCAGACAUCCCAAUUUGGUGAAAUUGAUUAGUGCUUUGGAUACUCUUUCAUCACCUAUACCUACACCUGGUGCUUCCCCUAUGAUGGAUCAAUUAGACGGAUUCGGUCCAAAUCCUACACCACCACCACCACCUAAAGAAGAGGAGAAUGGGCGGACAUAUCCACCAAUUGUUGCAUUUGAGGUUGGUGCAUUGAGCCUAAUCUUCAACCUGUCUAAGCAACCUGGAAGUCCACAGAUAACUUUAAUUAAAGCAAAAUUCACAAACCAGUCUUCCCAGGUCUAUACAAAUUUCAUCUUCCAUGCAACAGUGCCCAAGAUACAGUUCAUACAGCUGCAUUUAGAGCCUGCUAGCAGUAAUACUCUUCCUGGAAAUGCCAGUGGUUCUAUAACACAAAAAUUACGAGUCAACAAAAAUCAACAUGGCAAGAAAUCGGUUGUGAUGCACAUACGAAUAAGCUACAAGUUGAACAACAAAGAUAUGUUAGAGGAAGGGCAAAUCAGUAACUUCCCUUGCGACUUGUGA